Molecule: messenger RNA, 2939 nt
Organism: Chlamydomonas reinhardtii
Lineage: Eukaryota; Viridiplantae; Chlorophyta; Chlorophyceae; Chlamydomonadales; Chlamydomonadaceae
Exons: 3
Coding region: 160-393 (77 amino acids)
Source: RefSeq, a predicted model, not a curated record
AUCAACAAGAUCCUUGCACAGGGCAGAGCCAUAUCCAAGUCCUAUCUACUACUAUGCCGGCAGAGACAGCUUCCACGCGUCUGGCGGUGGCUCCAUUGAGUUUGCCGAUAGCAAGGGCAACGUGGUGAACAUGAACGACCACAGGUGCACCCGGCGGCAAUGCCCCUGCGUUUGUUGGACCGUGUGCUAAAUAAGCCGCUCACCCCGGCGGGCAAGCCGUUUGUGCGCCUGCUGAAAGCCAUGACUAAAUUGCCCGCGGUGACUCUUGUGGCGCCGCCCGAGCCGGGUGCGUGGGUGAACUGGCCGCUGUCAGGCGUCUACACAAGCUGGGAGGGCAAGACACCGGCUAGCUUUGGCUGCACAGAGAAGCAGCUGGAGAACGCCAAGAAGUAGGGGAAGUAGAGGGAUAGUGCUUGGACAGUAAAUUACAUUGCAGGAUGCCCUUGGUCUGUUGGGCAGUAGCAUGGCAUGCACGGCGUGCGGGAUAGGUGCACCAAAGCAAGUAGUACAACUGGCGGCGGGGGGCAGUGGGCGGUGAAUGUUGUUGAGUCCUUGCAAGCACUUGUUGGUCGUGAAGCUGGCUUACAUGCGUGUCAAGGUGUGCCAAAGAGUCAUGUUGGUGCUGCAAUUUAUACGGCAGCCGGGUGCCGGGGGGUGGGGCGGCAACCGGGAGCCGGGGGCUGGGGCGGCAGCUGGGCGGGGCCUGGGCGGCAGCUGGGCGGGCCUGGGCGGCAGCUGGGCGGGCCUGGGCGGCAGCUGGGCGGGGCCUGGUUAGUGCGUGCGCUAUGCGUGUGUCCUGCGGCCUAGACGUUUCCCGGCACUUCUGUACCUAGGCUUGUGGCGAUAAGGCACAGCGGUGGGGCUCUGGCGGGUUGAGGCCUGGCUAGGACUCACAGUGCGCGGAGUCACACAGACUUUGUCCACAGGAGGGUUUGCAGCAAAGUCGGGGUUGGUGGAGUCAAGUUGGGCCCUGAUAGCAUGUGAUGGCUCGGCGUCUUCGGGUGCUGGGACUGUCCCCUCUGUAACUUCCGCAUUCUUAUACAUGCCCGCAUACGACAUAACCAGCGCCCAACACUUGAACCAACACAGCAACACUGCGCAAUGCCCAGCUGUGCGUGUUUCCAAGCGGGCAGCCCAGCAGGGCGUGUCCUGUGUGCGUGUGCUUUGGGGAAGUAUGUUUCCGGGCAUGGCCUGCUUGUGUGGCCCCAUCUGAGCAGCAGGCACAUGCAUCUUAUCCAUGCCCGCAUCCGACAUAACCAGUGCCCAACACUUAAACCAACGCUGCACAAUGCCCAGCUGUGCAUGUCUCCAAGCGGGCAGCCCAGGGGGGCGUGUCCUGUGUGCGUGUGCUAUGGGGAAGUGUGUUUCCGGGCAUGGCCUGCUUGUGUGGCCCCAUCUGAGCGGCAGGCACAUGCAUCUUAUCCAUGCCCGCAUCCGACAUGACCAGCGCCCAACACUUGAACCAACGCUGCGCAAUGCCCAGCUGUGCGUGUCUCCAAGCGCGCGGGCAGCCCAGGGGGGCGUGUCCUGUGUGCGUGUGCUGUGGGGAAGUGUGUUUCCGGGCAUGGCCUGCUUGUGUGGCCCCAUCUGAGCAGCAGGCACAUGCAUCUUAUCCAUGCCCGCAUCCGACAUGACCAGCGCCCAACACUUGAACCAACGCUGCGCAAUGCCCAGCUGUGCGUGUCUCCAAGCGGGCAGCCCAGGGGGGCGUGUCCUGUGUGCGUGUGCUGUGGGGAAGUGUGUUUCCGGGCAUGGCCUGCUUGUGUGGCCCCAUCUGAGCAGCAGGCACAUGCAUCUUAUCCAUGCCCGCAUCCGACAUGACCAGCGCCCAACACUUGAACCAACGCUGCGCAAUGCCCAGCUGUGCGUGUCUCCAAGCGGGCAGCCCAGGGGGGCGUGUCCUGUGUGCGUGUGCUGUGGGGAAGUCCUGUGGGGCAUGGCCUGCUUGUGUGGCCCCAUCUGAGCGGCAGGCACAUGCAUCUUAUCCAUGCCCGCAUCCGACAUAGCUGCAUACAAUGGAUUAUGUGUCCUAGCAAUGGCAUUACCAGAUCUGGGAAGGGAGCUGGCUGGCAUGCGCAAUGGGGCAGCACUGCUGCAUGAGAGACCCUACAUUCAGCUUCUCAACUUGUUAGUAUGACUCUCUCAUAAGACUCAUACUUGACGCUACAGAUUUAAUACUUACAAGUUGUUAAAUGUAUCGCUGAGCUGUUACAGCCUAUCACCGCCGUUGCAAGCGAUAUCGGCAUGCAGUGUUCCACGUUCGCAAACCCUCUAUGAUACUGCACGAUGCUAUUUCAUAGCAACUAUGUUAGACACAAGGUUGCGAGCAUGCCUGAGGGGUUGGCGGAGGUGCUACAAACUUGGUCAAAGUGGAGGCCUUUAUCGCUGACCAUCGCCGACCUGCACAAGAUUCAAGGCCAAACAGGCUCACAGCCCGAUAAUGUAACGUUCUGACUGAGAACUCGCAUUGUAUCAGCUCAAAGUGUCUACAGCAGUGUUUUGCUGUCACGGUCAACAACCAUGCGUUUGCCCUGCCUGCGCUUUCGCACGGAGUCCUAAUAGUUUCAAUCGCUUAUGCAUGGAAAUAUCUGCUUACAAUUCCCCGGCCGCCAUAUCCUCAUGUCAACCUUGGUCUGCGCGCUAGGCAUCGGUGCAUGUGCUGCAUGUCACCAUGCCUGUUGCAACGCUGGUGGUGCUGUGUAUGCAGGUGAUAUGUGCGCAAACAUGGAGGCGCAUGGGGCCAAAGGAGCGCGACGAGGUAGCCAAAGGGAUCCAGGAGCAAGCAAAAAGGGUAUGUGAACAGGGUUGAACAAGGGCAGGGGAGCCGCUGCUACAUGACAAGGGAAUGACUAGAAUGACAGGACAUGCAACGGUGUCUGUAGACACCACAAAAGACGGUGGGACGCGUCCUGCUUGUACUGCUGGCUAGGCUACCGGAC